CUCUCCGAGGCUCGAGUUUGUAACUGUAAUUCAGCUGUUUUGUGUUGGGAUAAACAAUUCUCUUUUCCAAACUUUUUGCGUGAUUCCCAUGCAGAGUGCUAGUGUUGUCAUCAAGAGAUGUAUUGGGUCUUCUGGGAGACGAUGUAUUGCAGCAGCUGCAUCAAAGCCUCAGCAGAAUUCAAGCACAAUCGUUGAUAGUGACGCGUGCGCAGGCAAUGAUGUCAACGUCCUAGAAUCAAUCGUGAAUCGUAAUCCACGCAAUUUGGAAAGAAUGGCAGUGGCUCGCAAAGACAGAGGCUGGUUCUGUAGCGAACCAAAGAGGAGAUAUUGGCACAAAUUAUAUUACAUUACAACAAAUAGACAUGUAAAUGCACACGUCGAACACUGUAGUGGGAACACCGUCGUCUCAGCUUCUACAAUGGAAUGGGCGAUCAAAAAGCAUCUGUACAGUACAAAUGACGUGGUGGCCACGACUGCUGUUGGUAGGGUUCUAGCUCGUCGCUGUCUACAGUUUGGCAUUAGCUAUGUACACAUAGACAUCCCACAGGAAUGGAUGGCAUAUGAAAAGAUGAAAGCAUUUCUCUCAGGAUUAAAGGAAGAAGGUUUGAUUCUCAACGAACCAAAGACGAUUUUGGAUUUUCGACCUGUUGUAAAGGUGAAUUACUUCCCUGACAGUUUCUAACUCCUUGCUACAGACUCUUGCACACAAUGUGAAAGCUGACCCUCUGCUAACAUAUUUGACGGCGCUUUGUGUGCGAGUUUGCCUGAUGCAGUAACAAUUGGUGGCAGAUAUUUUUUUCUCCCCACAUUGCUGUCUUUUUUAAUGGCUGCAAUAGCAAUACUAUCAGUAGUAAUUUUCAUAUUCCUUGACUUUGGCGUUGCUAGCAUAACAAGCAAUGUGAUGGGGAAAAUGUGACAGGCAAAAUAAACCAUCUUUCUUCUUCCAAAAGUACAGACAGGAAAGCUGUUUUUGCCUGGAUAGAAAUGUUAAAAUUUUGUAAAUAAAAAGAUGCAAAUCAUGA
This is a messenger RNA of Anneissia japonica, 1022 nucleotides long. RefSeq names its product 39S ribosomal protein L18, mitochondrial-like. Gene Ontology annotation, biological process: translation. Lineage: Eukaryota; Metazoa; Echinodermata; Crinoidea; Comatulida; Comatulidae. The record is from RefSeq and is a predicted model, not a curated record. Gene Ontology annotation, molecular function: structural constituent of ribosome; 5S rRNA binding. Gene Ontology annotation, cellular component: mitochondrion; ribosome. The transcript is spliced from 4 exons. The coding region runs from base 89 to 682 and encodes 197 amino acids.